UUGUGAUUUACCAAGUCAGAAAGCCAGCAAUGACUCCUGCCGCCCCACCUCGCCUUCCCAGUUUUGUAUUCCAUCCAGCAGACAACAAAGCCCUCAGUGUCACUUUGUAAUCCACCUAGUGGAGGUGCUUCCAGUGCUUCCUGCAGGAGGGAAAAAGACACGAGGAGAAUGACACAAGCUCUUGAAAUUGCCUACUGCGAUUUGCAGAGGCAGAAAAAUAACGCUUUGCAUCACACCGAGGAAAUAAGCGACAAACGUCUCAUCGUUCGGAGAGGACAGCCAUUUUUAAUCGGCUUACAAUUCAAAGAAAGGGCAUAUCAAGAAGGGAAAGAUAACAUCAUCUUCUCAGUGGAAACCGGUCCAUGGCCGGAUGAUACUUCUGGAACUAAAGCAAUAUUCACCUUAAGAAAGGCUUUAGUAAGAAGGGCAUGGGGUGCAGCAGUGGAAAGCAACGGACCCAACUCCCUGAUGGUGGUCAUCAUGCCAUCUUCCAAUGCUAUAAUCGGGCAAUAUACUCUAAAGGUUCAAAUUGCCAAGGGAAGCACAGCCACCACCUAUAAGCUGGGGACAUUUGUGUUACUAUUCAAUCCAUGGUGUGCAGAUGAUGAUGUGUUUCUGGAUAAUGAACCCAAGCGACAAGAGUAUGUUAUGAACGACUAUGGAUAUGUGUACCAGGGCAACCAGAACUGGAUUUCUCCCCGCCCAUGGAACUUUGGACAGUUUGAAGAUGAUAUCAUGGAUAUCAGUCUAAAGCUUCUUGACAAGAAUCUGAAUUACCUACAAGAUGCAUUUAAGGAUUUAACUCAGAGAAACAGCCCUGUGUAUGUAAGCAGAGUAGUGUGUGCAAUGAUCAACUCUAAUGAUGACGAUAGUGGCGUCUUACAAGGAAACUGGAGUGGAGAUUAUAAAAAAGGAGUCUCUCCGUCUGCAUGGAAUGGGAGUACUGCUAUUUUAAGAAAAUGGUUUAAGAAGGAUUGUGAACCUGUUAAAUACGGCGAGUGCUGGGUCUUUGCCGCUGUGAUGUGCACAGUGAUGAGAAGUUUAGGAAUCCCAACUCGUGUUGUCACAAACUUUGAUUCAGCUCAUGACACUAAUAGUAAUCUGAUAAUUGAUGAGUACUAUGACACCAAUGGGAAGAAACUUUCUAAAGAAAGCAAUGACAGUAUCUGGAAUUUCCAUGUAUGGUGUGAAUGCUGGAUGGCAAGAAGAGAUCUACCACCAGAAUAUGGAGGUUGGCAAGUUCUAGAUCCAACCCCCCAGGAAACAAGCAAUGGAAUUUACUGCUGUGGACCUGCCUCCGUAAAAGCUAUAAAAAAAGGAGAGGUCCACCUCAACUAUGAUGGUCCCUUUGUGUUUUCCAUGGUGAAUGCAGACUGUGUGACAUGGACACUAUCCGGAAAAAAUAAAGAAAAAUAUUUCUGUGAUCCCCAUUUGAUUGGAAAUCGAAUCAGUACAAAGUGUGUUGGGUCAGAUGAACGUGAAGAUAUCACCCACACCUACAAGUAUGAUGAAGGAACAAUUGAAGAAAGGAAGGUUUUCCAGAAAGCUUUGCAAAGAUUAAGGAGUAGAAACAAAAUGUUAUCUUCAAAUGGUGCUCCAUAUAGUCACAUCACUAAUGGAUUCGCUUCUAAUGGCGUGUCACCUGAACAAGAAACCGUUCCUGAUCGUGAAGAACCAAACCGCCCACUAAGAGAUGCAAAACUACUGCUGAAGUUUAAGCUGAGGGAGUCUCCACAGCUCGGACAAACCAUCAAUCUGGUUUUAUUAUCUGUUAAUUUUCUCUCUGUUCCCAAGACAUUAAAGCUGAGCUUCAGUGCACAGUCCUUGAAGCACACAGGGAAACCAGGGGUCCAGUUCUGGAAGGACUCCAAGUACAUUGACCUCGGGCCUAAAGAAGAGAAAUGGAUCUUGUUGCAAAUACCAUAUUCACAGUAUGGAAAGUACCUUGAAGAUAACAACUUGAUAAGAGUGGCAGCUGUGGGGGAACAGAAUAUAACCUGGGAGAAAGUUCUCGUAGAGAAGGACAUCAACCUAGCAAUGCCACAGAUCAUGAUUAAUCCUAAGGGAUCUGCAAGAGUAAACCAACCGUGCAGAGUACAACUCAUAUUCUCCAAUCCGCUCACUGAUGACGUAAGCGAUUGCCUGCUGUUGAUUGAGGGCAGCGGACUUUUGAAGAGUCAGAUGAAAAUACUUGCGGGUACCAUGAAAGCAAAAGAAAAAUCCAUCCUGGAGUUUGAGCUGGUUCCAUACAAAGCCGGCCUGAAACAGCUUCAAGUGAACUUCAGCAGCAACAAGUUCCGAGUCAUCAAAGGCUUCACAACCAUUUUAGUCAACAACUGAUGUCACUGAUCAUAAACUGGAGGGGUGCUGGAACUCAGCUAGUAUCAGUGACAUGGAGGUUUGACCAAUCGCUUGGUUGGUGAAGGUUGCUAUGAAGACUGCAUGAAAGGCUCUUUUGAUCCUCCCUGGAUGCUCCAAUGAGGUUAUUCUGGUUGAUCUAAAUGGCACAUAAGUCAAAAAACAGCAUAGAGGGUCUUAUUUCAAUAAUUGCACCAGUUCUUUAAAGUACUAAUGAAUGAAUGGUCAUUGCUUUUUUUUAUAUAUAAAUAUGUUUGAUGGAGUCACGAACAAAUGCUUGCACUUUUCUAUGUUGUCUCAAAUAGAUUUUGUCCCGGCUUAGUUAUGUCAUUUUUGUAUUAGGCUGGGUUUCCAGGUUCAGGUUUUUUUAAAUGCAGUUUUUGAAGCCAGGAAUUUUGAAGUCUUCUAUUUUUGAAUCAACUCCUGGCUUUGGCUUCAAGAUCUGCUUAAAAAAACCGGUACAUAGAAACCCAGCCUUUAAGUGGCGCUGAGCUUCAAACAAAAUUUUAAUUAAUCAGUAGUAGUACAGUGUGUAAUACCACUUGUAUAAGGCAUUGUUAGCAAUUUGCCUCUGUACUUGCUGAAUAUCUCCUCUUGGGUGGAGACUAGCUGAAAUCCACUGCACACACAGAAAGUAGACGAGAAUAUCCUCUCUAACUGUCUCACAGUCACUCAGAAGCAGCCCCAGGAUCAGGGAGGAGAUUGCAGACAAGUAUUUAGUAUUUUUGUGAAUGAAGCACUUGUUCUGAGCCUUAAUUUUCCCAUGUAGGUGUGUUGUCUGCUUGUCUGUGUAUGUUUCCUCAGCCCGUGCUCACUCCCCCCCCCCUUAUCGACUUGCAUUGAGAUGUGUAAUAUAAUACUUCUGCAGAGAUGAUCUGUCCUGGAUGGGAAAAGUAAAUUUUUCAAAGUAGAAAGCAAUUAUCAGGGGGAUGAAAGUUAGUGAUAACAGGAGAACUACACAUUUAUCACCGAUAAAACAUAUUACAAAGUUUCUUGUGCUUGUACUAUUGAUUUAUGCAAAGUUGUAUGAACGGUUAGUGCCAAUUUAAAGUUUUUGCUGAUUGAAUGGCAUCAUUUUACUAAUAAAGCCUAAAUGACAUAAACAAUA
Messenger RNA from Bufo bufo (common toad), 3466 nucleotides. Its product is annotated as protein-glutamine gamma-glutamyltransferase 5-like. Gene Ontology annotation, molecular function: protein-glutamine gamma-glutamyltransferase activity. The record is from RefSeq and is a predicted model, not a curated record. The transcript has 13 exons. Bases 169 to 2340 code for a protein of 723 amino acids. Gene Ontology annotation, biological process: peptide cross-linking. Lineage: Eukaryota; Metazoa; Chordata; Amphibia; Anura; Bufonidae.